Messenger RNA from Cryptosporidium muris RN66, 492 nucleotides. RefSeq names its product vacuolar ATP synthase subunit C, putative. The coding region runs from base 1 to 492 and encodes 163 amino acids. The record is from RefSeq and is a predicted model, not a curated record. The transcript has a single exon. Gene Ontology annotation, biological process: proton transmembrane transport. Lineage: Eukaryota; Apicomplexa; Conoidasida; Eucoccidiorida; Cryptosporidiidae. Gene Ontology annotation, molecular function: proton-transporting ATPase activity, rotational mechanism. Gene Ontology annotation, cellular component: proton-transporting V-type ATPase, V0 domain.
AUGGCCCCUAUAUGUUCACCAACUAGUACCUUAUUUGGUCUAUUAGGUACUACUAUAGCUACUUCAUUCUCUAAUUUAGGAGCUGCAUAUGGAACUGCUAAGGCAGGUUUAGCAAUAGCAUCAUGUGGUGUAAUGAGACCAGAUUUAGUGAUGAGAUCAAUUAUUCCAGCAAUUAUGGCAGGUAUUUUGGGUGUAUAUGGCUUAAUUGUAGGUAUUAUUAUCUCUGCCCGUAUUACUCAACCAUAUUCUUCUUAUCAAGGAUUCUGCCACUUGGCUGCAGGGAUAAUUGCAGGUUGUAGCUGUGUAGCCAGUGGUUUUGCAAUUGGUUUAGCUGGAGAAGCUGGUAUUAGAGGUAUUGCUCAACAAAGUAAACUCUUUGUUGCUACAAUUCUUAUACUUAUCUUUGCGGAGGCUUUGGCUAUAUAUGGAUUAAUUGUAGCUUUAGUUCUAGCUACAAGUAGUGGAGGCGAGGAUUUAUGUAUAACUUACUAG